CAUUCGAUUAGUGCAGUACUUCUCUCCAACUCGCCGAAGAUACACCAAUUGCCUUUGAAAUCGAAUUUUUCGCUUUUUCCGUGAAAAAAACUAUAACAUCUUGUGAUUGCAAUUAGCGAGAUCGGCGACUUAACUUCAAAGAUGUUGCGUCGUAAAAGGGUAGAGCACGAAUUGGAUUAAAAAAAGGAUAUAAUAAUUUUAUAUAAUUACAAAAUUAUAAUGCUGAGCAAUUUUUACGGGAAUGCGAAGGAUGUUUAAAAAAUAUCGAAGAGACACUUUUAGUAGUUUUUCCAAGCUCUUUUUUUAAUUUAAAUUUCGGGGAAUGUGUGGGGAAGAUAAGAAUUUAAUACUUAUUUGAAGUAUUAAAAGUACUGCUAUUAGUACUUUUAAUACUCAAGAUAAAUAAUAAUUAUCUACUAGCCAAUUUAAUACUUCCCAGUAUUAUGUUUUCAUAAGGGUCUAGAAUUGUUAUCGAUACAAAAAUCUAAAGAAAUAUAAUUAAUUUGUUAACUUUUGUUUUAGGGUGGAGCAAAGACGACAAGAAGAAUGGCGAAAAAAGUAGCACCGGCGGCAUUGCAGACGGAAGUUCUUAAUGAUGAGGAAUGGGCGAAGGUGCUGAAGCGAAAGGGUUUAGUAGUCGUGGACGUUUACUCGGACUGGAGUGGUCCUUGCACAGGCAUGGUGAGCAUUCUGAAGAAGAUAAAGAUGGAGAUUGGAGGCGACGCAUUGAGUUACGCCAUGGCAAGUUGUGAUCGUGUUACUGACUUGAAAAGAUUUCAAGGAAAAAGUGAACCCAUAUGGAUGUUUAUUCAUGAAGGUCGAAUGAUAAAUUUAAUGUUCGGAGCACAUUGCCCGGAAUUCGUAAAAAUGUUGAUGACCGAGCUCGAGAGAGUUCAAAAGGGCGAUGAGCACGAAUUCUCGAUUGACGUUUUCGAGAAGAGUCCGGAGGAGGAAGUACGAUUAAAAAUCCAAGAGGAGGCAAAAAUAGCUAAGGAAACAGCAAGAAAAUCCCGAAAGGUGGCCGAAGCUAAAGCGAGAUAUGAGGCAGAGAUGUUGCAUCUUACCACAUCGUUGUGCAACGAGACUUGUCUGUUGCUAUUUCCUUGGAUAUUCAAAGACGAAGAAGGACGUAGAAGAGAUAAAAAGUCGAGCCCACCAUACGUGGAACUCGUCGAGGAAUUGUUACCGGAAAGUUACAUAGUGGAACAAGAGCUGCGCAAACGAAUGAACGAGGAUCUGCUCCAGCAAAUGCUCGAUGAAUCCACGUAUAAUUUUUCGGAAACCAGUAAACAGUUGCUCUUUGACGGCAAAUGUAUGUUCAUGCGACUGAAGAUCGUCGAAGGAAGAAAGAAUCUUGACGUUCAUGAUCAUUUGUGCAACAUCCUGUUCAAUGAACCAACGUUACCGGAAUCGGACGAUUGUUUAAAUGAGGAUUGCUAUGCCGGAAAACAUUGUCCAGCUUUUGAAGUUCCUGAUAAGGAAAAUAAGAAGUUUCCUUUUGUUUGGAUACCACCGAAUCCCAGGAACAAGGCAGUCGUUUUCCGCACGAUAUUCACCGUUUAUACCACUACAACAUAUCCAUAUGAAGAUAAAAUGACAAAAGUGCCAAUAACCGUCUUCAAAUAUGAUUAUACACGUAAAAAUGAUUUAAAAAUGGUACUGGAAAUGUUCGACGAUGAUGUCAUUAAUUUUGGUAUAUUUGAAUACGAUAAACCACCUGAGGCUAAGAUGAUUGCUAAAAGUAUAGAGACAUUCGAGAUGAAUACUGAAGAAAAAACAGGUUACGAAAUAUUCGUCUGUACUGUGAAGAAAGUAGGUUGUGAAGCAUUUUUGGGCUUUGCCGGGAUUGGGCCUUUUCACGUGAGCGAAAAUCCAGAGAAGGCUAUCGAAGAAUCGAAAUUAUAUUUCCCAGACGUUAUUGCUGUAGAAGAAUCACAAUCGGAUGACGAGGAAAGACCCGAGGAGUCAAGUGAAGAGCAACAAGACGAUACGAAGACAUAAUUGCUAUUAUCAUAUAUGAUAAAAUAUCAGACAGCAAGGCAUGAAAAUAGCAACUCAUACUCGUAGCUUAAUAUUAAAUUAAAUUAAAUCAAAUUGUAUAAAAUAAAUUAUUAUACGUAUUUUAUUUAAUAUUAUGUAUAAAUUUGUAUAUAUGUAUUCGUACAUAUUAUAUAUGCAA
Messenger RNA from Monomorium pharaonis (pharaoh ant), 2179 nucleotides. RefSeq lists its product as uncharacterized. The record is from RefSeq and is a predicted model, not a curated record. Lineage: Eukaryota; Metazoa; Arthropoda; Insecta; Hymenoptera; Formicidae.